Hirsutella rhossiliensis is the source of this 1269-nucleotide messenger RNA. RefSeq names its product glycosyl hydrolases family 17 domain-containing protein. Gene Ontology annotation, biological process: carbohydrate metabolic process; cell wall organization. Gene Ontology annotation, cellular component: extracellular region; cell surface; fungal-type cell wall. Gene Ontology annotation, molecular function: 1,3-beta-glucanosyltransferase activity; glucan endo-1,3-beta-D-glucosidase activity. The coding region runs from base 1 to 1269 and encodes 422 amino acids. The transcript has 4 exons. The record is from RefSeq and is a predicted model, not a curated record. NCBI's taxonomy places the organism in Eukaryota, Fungi, Ascomycota, Sordariomycetes, Hypocreales, Ophiocordycipitaceae.
AUGCCCUCCUCGGCCCACCUCCUCACCCUCGUGGCCGCCGCCUCGUCGGCCGCCGCCACCUUCCAGGGCUUCAACUACGAUGCCAAGGUUGGCGGCAGAGGAAAGACAAAGGAGGAGUUUGCCCACGAAUUCAAGGUGGCCGCCAGCCUCGAGGGCACCAACGGCGGCUACACCAGCGCCCGUCUCUUCACCACGGUGCAAGUUGGCACCACCGACAAGCCCAUCGAGGCCAUUCCCGCUGCCAUCGAGUCCAAGACGAGCUUGCUGCUUGGUCUCUGGUGCUCUGCUGGCAAGGCCACCUUCAACAACGAGAUCAAGGCUCUUCGGAACGCCGCCAAGGAGUAUUGCCGCAGCGGUCUCGAUGAUAUAGUGGCCGGCAUCGCUGUCGGGAGCGAGGACCUCUACCGUAACUCGGACAUGGGCAAGAAGAACGGCGCAGAUCCGGGCCUGGAUGCCAAGACCCUCGUCGGCUACAUCGGUGAAGUCCGCGAGGCCGUCAAGGGCACAUGUCUUGAAAAGGCUCCCGUCGGCCACGUCGACACCUGGAACGCCUACACUGAUGCAGCCAACAAGCCUGUCAUCGAGGCCAUCGACUGGAUCGGCGCCGACGAGUACCCCUACUACGAGUAUCAGAAGCCAAACCCCAUCGAGAAGGGCAAGGCUCUCUUCGACGCGGCCAUCAAGACGAUCCAAGACGUUUCUGGCGGCAAGGAAAUUUGGGUCACCGAGUCGGGCUGGCCCGUGAGCGGCAAGAAGUCGGGUGAGGCCGUCGCCUCCAUCGAGAACGCCGAGACCUACUAUCGCGAGGUUGCCUGCUCCCUGUUUGGCAAGAUGAACGUCUGGUGGUACACUCUCCAGGACGGCGCCCCCAGCGACUCGCCCAACCCCAGCUUCGGCGUUGUCGGCGGCCAGCUUCAGAGUAAGCCAUUGUACGAUCUCUCGUGCGACAAGGCCCACAAGUCGCCCUCGUCGACCAAGUCCAGCGACCACUCCAAGGCCUCGAAGACUGCCGUUCCCUCGUCGGGCUCCAGCUCUGACUCUGAUGAGGGCUCUAACUCGGGAUCCGGUUCUGAAUCUGGAUCCAAUUCCGGCUCCAGCUCUGGCUCCAGCUCUGGCUCCAGCUCUGGCGCCGCCGCUGGCAACGUUACCCCUCCCUUCGCCGGCGGUGUUAAUGCCACCAGUGCCGAUGUUCCCCGGGCCAGCGGUAGCCAGCUGAACUCGCUGGGCGCUGCCGCUGUCGCUCUCGUCCUGGCCGUUGCUGUCCUGUGA